This is a messenger RNA of Daucus carota subsp. sativus, 1314 nucleotides long. RefSeq lists its product as uncharacterized. The coding region runs from base 1 to 1314 and encodes 437 amino acids. The record is from RefSeq and is a predicted model, not a curated record. The transcript is spliced from 3 exons. Lineage: Eukaryota; Viridiplantae; Streptophyta; Magnoliopsida; Apiales; Apiaceae.
AUGGCAAAUCUAAGGGCUGAAGUUGAAAGAUUGAAUGCUGAAAAUGCCAAAUUCAAAAGUGGAGAGCUAGUUGCUCUGCCUCUACAUGAACAGGUUGCUGAUGCUUUUGUUACUUCUCUCCAGAAGAAAAUGGACGAACAUGUCAAGGGUAUCUACUCUCGGAUAGACAAGAACCAUGAGAUUUGUAUGACAAAGCUUGAUAGCUUGGAGCAAACUUUGGCCCAAGUUGUUGAACAUUUGAAGAUUUCUAAGUCUACAACUCAGUCGACUCCAGAGGAUCCCUCAACUAAGGGGGAGAAGGAUGAGGAAGACAAAGAUGAAAAUUCAUCUGUAGUAGAUGAAGAGAUCAGGUGUGAUGAACCAGUUACUGCUGAAGCUGGAGCAACUCAGUCUGAUUGUCAAACUCCACUAUCUGAUCAUGGUCAAAUUCCUCAAUCUCCAAUGAAAAUUCCAGAGGAUGCCAUUGUUCAUGAUACAGCUCCAGAGAACUACAGGUCUGAUGUAGUUGAUGAAACUGACAAAGUAGCUGUGGAAGCGUUACAAACUCUUGCUCAGACUGGUGAAGAGCCCAUCAAGUCACAGUCUGAAGAUAAAGGAAAAUCUGCUCAGGAUAAUGUGGAGAAAGUUGCAGAUCCUGUUCCUGCAGAUGAAAAAGCAAACUCUGAUCCUGAGGAUGAUACCAGUUCAGAUACUGACAAGGAUGACAAUGCUGAAAUCCCUUUGACACAACAGAAAUGGGAGUCUACUAGCCAGUUCAAUGACCUAACAAAUGAUAACAGCAAUGCUGAUGCUGAUGGUAGUGAUAAGGGUGGAGAUAAGGGUGGAGAAGGGGCAAGUGAAAAAGAUUCUUCUACAGCUGACAGAGAACAUGACAAGUCAAAAGGCAAAAUGCCUGAGUCUGAGAGCAUCUUCACUAAUAUGGAUUAUGAUAACAUUCCUGAAGAUGUUAAUGAUGAUGAUGCAUUUGAUGCUGCUUAUUAUGAAGCUGAAGAAGAAGGUCGUUUCGAUGAAAGCUACUUAUUCACUGAAGAUGAAUCUGUGGAUCCUGAGCAUUUGAAAAGGGUCAGAAAGUUUAAAGCUGAUCAUGAAGCUAGCAAAGCUAAGCUUCAGGAGUUGCAGAAUUUAGUGGAUGAGAAGAGGAUCAUUGAUAAUUUGAUCAAGGUGGAGAAACAGAAGCUGUGGGAUGCUAAGUGCAAGGAGAAGAGAGAAGAUAUCUCUAGAAAAAUUGGUGAAAGCUGGGAUAUAGCAAGGCAGAUCUUCUCUGGACCUCAAAGGGAACCUUUCGAGGAUGGUAAGUUCAAAUCCUUCGUCUAG